Perca flavescens (yellow perch) is the source of this 1578-nucleotide messenger RNA. RefSeq names its product abhydrolase domain containing 11 (gene abhd11). The record is from RefSeq and is a predicted model, not a curated record. Gene Ontology annotation, cellular component: mitochondrion. Lineage: Eukaryota; Metazoa; Chordata; Actinopteri; Perciformes; Percidae. Gene Ontology annotation, biological process: lipid metabolic process. The transcript is spliced from 6 exons. Gene Ontology annotation, molecular function: carboxylic ester hydrolase activity. The coding region runs from base 136 to 1059 and encodes 307 amino acids.
GACAUUAUGGGAAGCCUCUUCAAUUCAUUCGCGACCUCCUCCGUUCGUGCACACUUAACGGAUUUCGCUGUCAUCGUAGCCGUUUUUAAACGCACAUGCUGUUUGUCGACCGACCGGUAACGGACCUAUGCUGCUAUGAGUGCUUUGUGUCGCCUGAUCCAGAGAGGACUGCUGAGUUGCCGGCCGUCGUGUCGUUUAUUCCCCGGACAGCAGGAUGUGUGCGGGGUGGCUCCCGGUGUCCGUACAGCCAGCUCAUCCAGCCCAGUCAACUUGACCUAUGAUGUCUUCGAUGGGAAGGGAGAGAGCACUCCCCUGGUGUUUCUCCAUGGCCUUUUUGGCAGCAAAUCCAACUUUCACUCAAUCGCGAAGUCCUUGGUGCAGCGCACAGGCCGAAAGGUGCUGACUGUAGAUGCCCGUAACCAUGGCAGCAGCCCUCACAGCUCAGAGCUGACAUAUGAAGCGAUGACCGAUGAUUUGAAACACCUCCUCGCCCAGCUGCACAUUGAGAAGUGUGUCCUCAUCGGCCACAGCAUGGGAGGGAAAACAGCCAUGACGACCGCCCUGACGCAGUCUGGUUUAGUGGAGAGGCUGGUGGUAGUGGACAUCAGUCCAGCCCAGACCACCACACGCACCAACUUCCGCUCUUACAUCCAGGCCAUGCAGAAGCUGAAGAUCUCCAGUGACAUCCCACGUUCCACUGCCAGGCGGAUGGCCGAGGAUCAGCUGCGCAGUUUGGUCAAGGAGCGCUCGGUGCGUCAGUUCCUGCUGACUAACCUAGUGGAGCACAAUGGCCACUAUGCCUGGAGGGUCAACCUGGCGGCCAUCUCGGCGCACCUUGAUGACAUCAUGAGCUUCCCCAACUUUAACACUGUCUAUGAUGGACCUACACUGUUUUUGGGUGGAGCCAGUUCUGCUUAUAUCAGCUCCGACGAUUACCCAGAAAUCCAGAGGCUGUUCCCUAACGCUGACAUCCAGUACAUCCCAGACGCAAGCCACUGGAUCCAUGCAGAUAAACCCUUAGAUUUCAUCAGCUCCAUCAUCUCCUUUCUCCAGUCCUAGCUGCCUCCUGCCUACGCCUCAGAACUUUUCAAUCGUCGGCACCCUUGAGCGUGCCCUCACCGAAAAUGACGGUUUGUAUUCAGCAGCUUCAGCGAGAGCAAGUGGAGACAUUAAUGAUGCUAAUAUUUGACAACACUGGACCAAACUUACCCUUUUACAGCAGUCAGUCCUUUUAACAAUAUUAGUGUAGUUUAGCGUAGGUAAACUUUUUUUAGUCUCUCUGCUAUACAGGUAGUGUCACUAGAUGGGCUGGUUUCUCGAUAUGUUUUCAUUGAUUUUUACGUCGGUAAGUAGACAAUAUAUAACAUAACGGGGUUGUUUUGGAGGUGAUUUACUAAUCCAAAGAAACUCCUCUGCACAGUGCUUUCUUUACCGUGAAACGUCUAUGCCAGUAUAAAGUUUUUAUCUGGGCUGAAGUGUACCAGCAGUAAGAUGGUUGGAUAUGGAAGGUUUGACAGCACUGGAAUGAAAAAUGUACUGUAUAUCUGAAAAGCUGAGUGAAUAAAUAGUUGUUUCUUA